AUGAAUAAAUACUUAGCUUAUUAAUUUGUUGGGAAAAGUGAUGGUCUUCACAAACUACCUGAUCAUAUUCAAAAGAUAAAGAAAUCUCUUGGUUUUGAAGAGAAGGAAAGAAGAGUUAUAGAAGAAUUGAUACCUCAAUUGAAAUAAAGAAUAAGAGCACAAUCUAUUCCUGAGAAACCAAUUCCAAAAUAGAUCCAUAUCAAUAAUCUUUCCAAAAAAUUGGCUCAUUUGAAGUUAGAAUAUGAUAAAAUUAAUGUUGAAUUAAAUAAGCAUUAAUCCUUUAGAACAUAAAUUACAAAUCCAAAAACAAGUUUUGAAUAGCAUUUCUUUUAGGUUGAAUAAUAGAUUCAUAUUUGGGAGGAGUAAAAAUCUAAACUCUCUGAAUAAAUUAAACAGAUUAAAAAGGAACUAUUCUUCUUAGAAAAUUAAUCAGAUACGUAUACUUCAAAAAAAAUAGUUACAAAUUAAUCUGUUUUAUUGAGUGAAUUAGUCACCAUUGAAAAAAAGAUACCUACUCCUUCCAAACUCCCUAAAAUAUUAAACUAAGAGAGUCCUAUGUACACAUAACCUAAAGCAUUUCAUUCAGAUGUUAAAAUGAUAAAUAAUACAAAUGAUUCUAAUUUAAUUGAUUUAUUAGAAAGUGAUGAGGAUUAGGAUUUACGACCAAGAACAAGGGUCACAAAAAUUAAACAAAAAUAAUCACCUACUUUAGAAUAAAUAAUUAGUUAAUUAGAUUAGUUUGUUGUAAAGAAUGACAAAUUAUAACCUCAUAAAGAAGCAUUAAGACAAUUUAGAUUAGCUUAGUAUGAGAAAUAUCUAAUGAAGAUACCCAAUAUCUAAAUGAAUAAUACCUAUGAUUUGAAAAGAUCGUUAACAAACAAGAGAAUUAAAAAUAUAAAGUAUGGAUUUGCCACUGUGUUUUUUUGUUUCUGCUUAAUUAAAUAAACCAAAAUUUCUCAAUAAAGAUAUUAGUUAAUCAGUUACUCUUAUCAUUAGAAUAAUUAUUAAAAAGCAAACUAGGAGGUUUUAUUUUUUGUUAAUAACGUGAUAGCAAAAUAGAUUUUAUUCAAAUUUAGUCGCUUGUAAUAACUUUAGAAAGCAGAGAAAAAAUAGCAUAAAAUAAUGAUUCCAUUAAUAGCAGAAGAGAUUGUUAGAGAAAUUUUGUAGAAAUUGACAAAUUAAAAGUUUUCAAAUUAAUUCUACGUGUUCUUAAAUUCUAUAUCAGAGGAAGGAUUUUACCCAUUAUAAAAUUAUCACAGUGAUAUCAUCAAGUCAAGAUUUUAGAUAUCAAAAUAUUUUUCAUAUUUGUUAAAAGAGUGUAAAAAGAUUGUUUUUUUUGAAUUUGUUCUAAUUAAAAAUAUUAUCUUUUAUGGACUGAUCUUUAAAGCUAAAGAAUUAUUUGGUUAAUUAAAAAUAGAUGCAGAUAAUGAAUUGAUUAAUUCUGUUACCUUAAUUUUACUUGAACUAUUCUUAAGAACUCUACAAUCUGGAAUUAUAAAUGUUAAUUUAAAACACUUUAGUUAUGCCUUAGCAGAUGGACCCUACAUAUAAAAGUAUUUGAAGGAAUUGGAUCUUAUAAAAAUGAAGGUUUUAACUACUUUAUAAAUAGAUGACAUGAUGAAACCAUUUAUUUAAAUGAUUGAAAAAUAAUUUAUAAAUUACUAACAAUGA
Messenger RNA from Paramecium octaurelia, 1671 nucleotides. Lineage: Eukaryota; Ciliophora; Oligohymenophorea; Peniculida; Parameciidae. The record is from the annotation of a GenBank genome assembly.